CCCCCCCGCAUGUCUCACUCCCAGUCACCGCCUUUCCAUCCGCGCGCGCCCUCCCCCCCCUCUCCCCUCCAUCCUCCCGCUUCCAUCGCCAAUGAACGGCCUACGCGGCACCCUCAACCGGCGACAGGGCGCCACCGUCAAAACCGCCAAUCCGCUGGAUCUUCUGGACGAGGACAAUGACGAUCUUGUCCUGACCGAGGACCUGCAGGAGCGCAUCAUCGAUUCCUUGAAGAAGGCUCAUGCGACCAAUGUUCUGUACUUUUCGCGCGCGAUUGUGGCCCUGUCGCUGGUCCUGACCGUCGUCUAUGUGGCCCUCGGCAUGAUGGACCUGUCCUAUGGGGCGGACUUGUCGGUGAUCGCAGUCAACCUCGGGGAGAAAGACCCCGUCCCCCCGGGGUAUGUCCAGGCCUUGUGCUUCCUCGGGGCAUUGGCCUUUCUGGCCCUGGCCCUGGUCUUCGUGCCGCAGGCCCGGCUCCGGCGUCUCGGCCGGCCGGGCACCACCCCGAGUGCCGAGGAUGAGGCCAUUUUCACCGGAUUCUUCGCCCAAGCUGGCGCUGACGGCCGGACCGCCAGCAAGCUUGCGCGACUCCUCCCGAUCACCCCCUUCCUGUUGGCCUUGCCGAACUUGCUCCUUGUGCUGCUGAGUUUGGCCCGACUGGCUCCGCGGUUGCCGGUCACCGUCCUAGCUGUUGGGGGCAUUCCCUCCUUUGUAACCGGGCUGGUUUGCUGGAUGCGAGUCGACCUACAGAGUGGCCUCGGCGCCGUGGCCGAGCUCGAGCAGACCGCCUCCAAACUCAAGGCCGUCUGAGGGAGAGAAGGGCUCACUGCCGAUUGGAAUGGGCGGAUUUGGCCACAUUGCGAUGUCCGCGGCUCGCAUGUGUGCGUGGGCGCAUGUUGCUUUUGUGCCUUGCCUUCGCAUGUGCCCUCGCUGUCCAGCGCGCGCACGCGCCCCCCCCCCC
Fonticula alba is the source of this 959-nucleotide messenger RNA. RefSeq lists its product as hypothetical. Lineage: Eukaryota; Rotosphaerida; Fonticulaceae. The record is from RefSeq and is a predicted model, not a curated record. The coding region runs from base 92 to 808 and encodes 238 amino acids. The transcript has 2 exons.